UUCUCCCAAGAUGACGCAUUCGAGGGUUGCGAUUGGCCAAUCUAGCCAAUCUGGUUCCUGCUCGUAUUUUCGAAAUCGCACAUGUUGCGUUUUGAUAGCAGGCAGUUACAAUGGUCCAUCAACGGAUGAUCGCUUUUUAGAAUCGCAUGUUUUAUCACGGAGGCACGAGCAUCUUUUUAGUAGUUUCUUAACGAUGUAGAUAGAAAGUGUAGUUUAAUUGCAUGCAGGAGUAUGCACGAACCACACGCGAUUAUUGACUUACAUACAGUGAAAAUAGCCCUUAAGCUACUUCAGUAAAUUCGGUUAUUUUAUUUUUUGUUUAUCUGGUCUGGCAAUAGGUCUCCUAAACUGAACUGAAUGCACAAGUUGGAAAUCUUGCUUGGCGUUUGCAGAUUGCGUGGUGAUUUGAGAAGUCAUCAUGCCACCCAAACAAGAUCAAAAGAAAAAGGACCCUAAAGCUGGUGUUAAGAAGAAGGAAGGUGGAUCUUCUGGGGGUAAAGCUAAAAAGAAGAAGUGGUCCAAAGGAAAAGUUCGUGACAAGUUAAACAACUUGGUGCUUUUUGACAAGCCAACAUAUGAAAAGAUGCUUAAGGAAAUUCCAAGCUACAAAUUGAUCACUCCAUCUGUUGUUUCUGAUCGUUUAAAAGUCAGGGGAUCUUUAGCAAGGAAAGCUUUAGAAGAACUUCAUCAGAAAGGACUGAUCAAGCAAGUUGUUAAACAUCACAGUCAAGUGAUUUAUACCAGAGUCACUAAAGAAGACACAGUGUAAAUGUUUUAAAUAAAAAAAAAAAUUUAUAAAGACAA
Molecule: messenger RNA, 804 nt
Organism: Parasteatoda tepidariorum (common house spider)
Lineage: Eukaryota; Metazoa; Arthropoda; Arachnida; Araneae; Theridiidae
Gene: RpS25
Product: ribosomal protein S25
Source: RefSeq, a predicted model, not a curated record